GCGGGGCCUCGGGAGCGGCGCGGGUUCUCAGUGGCAGGAAGGCAAGAUGACUUCACUCCCUCAAGAUUGGAACAACUGAAGAAAACCACGGACAAGAUGAGAACUGCAAAGGUCUACAAACUUGUCAUCCACAAGAAGGGGUUUGGGGGCAGUGAUGAUGAACUAGUUGUAAAUCCCAAAGUGUUUCCCCACAUCAAACUUGGAGACAUCGUGGAGAUUGCUCACCCCAACGAUGAAUACAGCCCUCUGCUUUUGCAAGUCAAGUCUCUUAAGGAAGAUUUACAGAAAGAAACUAUCAGUGUGGACCAGACUGUGACUCAGGUGUUCCGACUAAGACCUUAUCAAGAUGUCUACGUGAAUGUUGUAGACCCCAAGGAUGUGACCCUUGACCUAGUGGAAUUGACUUUUAAGGAUCAGUAUAUUGGCCGUGGGGAUAUGUGGCGACUAAAGAAAAGUUUGGUGAGCACAUGUGCCUACAUCACCCAGAAAGUAGAGUUUGCUGGCAUCAGGGCACAGGCUGGUGAACUGUGGGUCAAGAAUGAGAAGGUCAUGUGUGGUUAUAUCAGUGAAGAUACUAGGGUGGUGUUCCGUUCUACAUCGGCUAUGGUUUACAUAUUUAUUCAGAUGAGCUGUGAAAUGUGGGAUUUUGAUAUUUAUGGGGAUCUGUACUUUGAGAAAGCUGUGAAUGGUUUCCUUGCUGAUCUGUUUACAAAGUGGAAGGAGAAGAACUGUAGUCAUGAAGUGACUGUGGUCCUGUUUUCUAGAACUUUUUAUGAUGCAAAAUCUAUUGAUGAAUUUCCUGAAAUACAUCGAGCUGCAAUUCAGCAGGAUCACAAAGGGAGAUUCUAUGAGGACUUUUAUAAAGUGGUGGUGCAGAAUGAAAGAAGGGAUGAGUGGACCUCACUCCUCGUGACCAUUAAAAAGCUCUUCAUCCAGUAUCCAGUGUUGGUGCGACUGGAACAGGCAGAGGGCUUUCCUCAAGGAGACAAUUCUACCUCCGCACAAGGAAACUACCUAGAGGCCAUCAACCUGUCAUUCAAUGUGUUUGACAAGCACUACAUCAACCGCAACUUUGACCGAACUGGGCAGAUGUCUGUGGUGAUCACACCUGGAGUAGGUGUCUUUGAAGUGGACCGCCUACUUAUGAUCUUGACCAAACAACGGAUGAUAGAUAAUGGAAUUGGUGUGGACUUGGUGUGCAUGGGAGAGCAGCCAUUACAUGCUGUGCCAUUAUUCAAGCUGCACAAUCGAAGUGCUCCACGGGACUCUCGGCUAGGUGAUGAUUAUAAUAUUCCUCACUGGAUAAAUCACAGUUUCUACACAUCCAAAAGCCAGCUCUUUUGUAACAGUUUCACCCCACGAAUAAAACUGGCAGGAAAGAAGCCUGCCUCUGAGAAAGCAAAAAAUGGCCGUGAUACAUCUCUUGGCACUCCAAAGGAGUCUGAGAACACCCUUCCCAUCCAAGUGGAUUAUGAUGCCUAUGAUGCUCAAGUAUUCAGGCUGCCUGGUCCAUCCCGGGCCCAGCGCCUUGCUACCUGCAGGUUUUCUGCCAGAUUUCCCAGGGGGGAGGAGUCUGUGAGGGAGCGGGAAAAUCAUAAUCGUAAAAGUGCCAGUUCCUGUGACGUCUCAUCCAGCCCUUCCAUGCCAAGCCGUGCACUGCCCACUGAGGAAGUAAGGAGCCAGGCUUCAGAUGACAGCUCCUUGGGCAAGAGCACCAACAUUCUGAUGAUCCCCCACCCCCACCUGCACCAGUACGAAGUCAGCAGCUCUUUGGGCUACACCAGCACUCGAGAUGUCCUGGAGAACAUGAUUGAACCACCACAGCGGGAUUCCAGUGCGCCAGGAAGAUUCCAUGUAGGCAGUGCAGAGUCCAUGCUACAUGUUCGACCUGGUGGUUACACACCUCAGAGAGCACUGAUUAACCCCUUUGCCCCUUCACGAAUGCCCAUGAAGCUCACAUCCAACAGAAGGCGCUGGAUGCACACUUUUCCUGUGGGACCAUCUGGAGAGGCCAUCCAGAUCCAUCAUCAAACCCGGCAGAAUAUGGCAGAGCUGCAGGGUAACAGGCAGAGGGACCCCACCCACUCCUCUGCUGAGCUGUUGGAAUUAGCAUAUCAUGAAGCUGCUGGAAGGCACAGCACUUCCCGCCAGCCUGGUGACAGCAUGUCCUUCUUGAACUUCAGUGGAACGGAAGAGCUUUCUGUCAGCCUGCUUAGCAACAGUGGUGCAGGUAUGAAUCCUAGGACCCAGAAUAAGGAUUCUUUAGAGGACAACUUUUCUACCUCUCCAGACCCAAUUCUGACACUGUCUGCUCCCCCUGUAGUGCCAGGCUUCUGUUGCACAGUUGGAGUGGAUUGGAAGUCUCUUACUACUCCUGCAUGCCUCCCCCUUACCACCGACUACUUCCCUGACCGUCAGGGCCUGCAGAAUGACUACACAGAAGGCUGCUAUGAUCUCCUCCCAGAAGCAGACAUGGACAGGAGGGAUGAGGAGGGUGUACAAAUGACAGCCCAGCAGGUGUUUGAAGAGUUCAUUUGCCAGCGUCUCAUGCAGGGCUACCAAAUCAUAGUGCAGCCGAAGGCCCAGAAACCAAACCCCACAGUCCCACCCCCGCUGAGCAGUAGCCCACUCUAUAGCCGAGGCCUUGUAUCCCGAAAUCGCCCCGAGGAGGAGGACCAGUAUUGGCUGAGUAUGGGCAGAACUUUCCACAAGGUGACACUGAAGGACAAGAUGAUCACAGUGACACGAUACCUUCCCAAGUACCCAUAUGAAUCUGCUCAGAUCCACUACACCUACAGCCUUUGCCCUUCCCAUUCAGACUCAGAGUUUGUCUCCUGUUGGGUGGAAUUCUCCCACGAGCGGCUAGAGGAGUACAAAUGGAACUACUUAGAUCAGUAUAUUUGUUCCGCUGGCUCUGAAGAUUUCAGCUUAAUUGAAUCCCUAAAGUUCUGGAGAACUCGAUUCCUACUGCUGCCAGCUUGUGUCACUGCCACCAAACGCAUCACGGAAGGGGAGGUACACUGCGACAUCUAUGGUGACAGGCCCCGUGCAGAUGAAGAUGAAUGGCAGCUCUUAGAUGGUUUUAUCCGCUUUGUGGAAGGUUUGAACCGAAUCCGCAGGCGUCAUCGCUCAGAUCGCAUGAUGCGGAAAGGGACUGCAAUAAAAGGCUUACAGAUGACGGGGCCCAUUUCUGCACACUCCCUCGAGUCUUCAGGACCCCCAGUUGGGAAGAAAGGAACCUCAGCCCUAUCUGCUCUGCUGGAAAUGGAAGCCAGUCAGAAGUGCCUAGGAGAACAGCAGUCAGCUUCGCACGGUGGGAAGAGCUCUGCCCAGCCAUCCGAGAGUGGCAGUGUUGCUAUGACUCCCACCUACAUGGACAGCCCACGAAAGGACGGGGCCUUCUUUAUGGAGUUUGUCCGCAGCCCACGCACAGCAUCAUCUACCUUCUACCCUCAGGCAUCUGUGGACCAAACAGCUGCUCUGGUGGUGGAUGGCAACAGUUUGAGCAUAAGCACAGGCCAGUUGGUGGAUAGAGGCAGCAGUCAGACCUUUGGGAAUUCCCAGAACAUAGGAGAACAGGUUUUUCCCUCUGCAAACUCCAAUGACAGCAGCUCUCAACAGCAGAUGGCAAGCUCUCUGACAUCAUCCUCUACCCUGAUGGAGAUCCUUGAAGCCAUGAAGCACCCCUCGACAGGAAUCCAGCUGCUCUCGGAACAGAAAGGACUCUCUCCGUGCUGCUUCAUCAGUGCUGAGGUGGUACACUGGCUGAUGAACAAUGUGGAGGGAGUCCAGACGCAGGCCAUGGCCAUUGACAUCAUGCAGAAAAUGCUGGAAGAGCAGCUCAUCACACAUGCAUCUGGCGAAGCCUGGCGGACCUUCAUCUAUGGCUUCUAUUUCUACAAGAUAGUAAUGGAUAAAGAGCCCGAUCGAGUGGCCAUGCAGCAGCCCACUGCCACCUGGCACAUAGCAGGGGUAGAUGACUUUGCCAGCUUCCAGCGCAAGUGGUUUGAGGUGGCCUUUGUGGCAGAAGAGCUCUUACACUCUGAGAUUCCUGCCUUUCUCCUGCCCUGGCUGCCCAGCCGGCCAGCCUCAUAUGCAAGCAGACACAGCUCCUUUAGCCGCAGUUUUGGGGGACGGAGCCAGGCAGCUGCACUCUUAGCUGCCACUGUCCCAGAGCAGAGGACUGUGACCCUGGAUGUUGAUGUGAACAACCGUACAGACAGGCUGGAAUGGUGCAGCUGUUACUACCAUGGAAACUUCUCUCUGAAUGCAGCCUUUGAGAUCAAGCUACACUGGAUGGCGGUGACUGCUGCAGUGCUCUUUGAGAUGGUCCAAGGCUGGCAUCGGAAAGCUACCUCCUGUGGCUUCUUGCUAGUCCCGGUUUUGGAGGGGCCUUUUGCGCUGCCCAGUUACCUAUACGGUGAUCCCCUGCGGGCCCAGCUCUUCAUCCCGCUCAACAUCAGCUGCUUGCUCAAGGAGGGCAGUGAACAUCUGUUUGACAGCUUCGAACCGGAAACAUAUUGGGAUCGAAUGCACCUUUUCCAGGAAGCCAUUGCACACAGGUUUGGGUUUGUACAAGAUAAAUAUUCUGCUUCUGCUUUUAACUUCCCUGCUGAGAACAAGCCUCAGUACAUCCAUGUUACAGGAACAGUGUUUCUGCAGCUGCCUUAUUCCAAGCGCAAGUUUUCAGGGCAACAGCGGCGACGGCGGAACUCCACCAGCUCUACCAAUCAGAACAUGUUCUGUGAGGAACGGGUUGGUUACAACUGGGCCUACAAUACCAUGCUGACCAAGACAUGGCGCUCCAGUGCCACAGGGGAUGAGAAGUUUGGUGAUCGGCUGCUGAAGGACUUCACGGACUUCUGUAUCAACCGUGACAACCGGCUGGUUAUGUUCUGGACAAGCUGCCUGGAGAAGAUGCAUGCCAGCGCUCCAUGAAGCCAGGUUGCCACACACGUCAGGCUGCCCUGCUUAGGAGGUUGUGCAUGCUGGGGCUGGGCUUCCAGUCAGGGUCUAGGUGUCAGGUUGCCAUGUCGGUGAGUGGGUCAUGGCUGCCUUGGAGCCUUUGCACAAGUAUUCUUGAGAAAGACUGGAUGCAGCUGCUGCUGCCACCACCACCCAGCUCCCGCCAUCAUGUGCCACAGCAGGUGGAAAGCACAGAUUGUCUGUGGGAGGCAUCAGUGUCUGCAAGGGUAGGCAGCUCCCAUGAAUGUCCUUGAAGAGGAGGCAGCUCCUGUUAGGGUCCUUUUCCUCAACCAGCCAUGUAAUGAUCGGAACAGAAUCUGCCACUUCCUGCCCAGGAAUGUGCACAGUGUGUAAGAUAAUUCUGUGAAAUAAUGUACCAUAGGCUCAUACCAGCUGUACAUAUCUGUACAUAUCAGAAACAAAUAAAGCUCCACAUGAAA
Nannospalax galili (Upper Galilee mountains blind mole rat) is the source of this 5405-nucleotide messenger RNA. RefSeq names its product DEP domain containing 5 (gene Depdc5). The record is from RefSeq and is a predicted model, not a curated record. Gene Ontology annotation, cellular component: lysosomal membrane; GATOR1 complex. Gene Ontology annotation, biological process: negative regulation of TORC1 signaling; cellular response to amino acid starvation; positive regulation of autophagy. Gene Ontology annotation, molecular function: GTPase activator activity. NCBI's taxonomy places the organism in Eukaryota, Metazoa, Chordata, Mammalia, Rodentia, Spalacidae. The transcript has 43 exons. Bases 97 to 4938 code for a protein of 1613 amino acids.